AUGUUGGAUCUCAAAUCGGAUCGGGCGGGCAGAUUGGGGUGGGGUGUAAACACAGACGAAAUGUUGGACCUCAAAUCAGAUCUGGGCGACGGAUCUGGGCCGGUAACAUCGUUAGACGGUGGCUCUGCAGCAGCCGUGGAGACGAGAGCGAGAAACGAGAGAGUUGUAGAGAGAAGGAGGAGAGGAGAGGAGAGCAAGAAGAGUGACGACGGUGAUUGUGGCGGCGGUGUAGGCGUAGAGAAGAUAGAAGGGAGGAGGAUGAGAGUGGAGAGUGUCCGAGUUAGUAAUGAGCUUGGAGCAGCGAACCCCAAGUCGGCAGCUUUCUCGGUUGUUGUGGUAAAUACCGUUUCUGUCAUUGUUUCCGUGUUGGUUGCAGCCAUCGUGUUAUGGCAACGACAUAAUAUUAGCUACAUAUUCACGAAUGGUACCACGGUUUCCAAUGCAGUCUCUGAACUCUGUCCAUGCUUAGGAGUCACUCUCAUUCUCAAUGGCAUUCAACCAGUCUUGUCCAGGGUGGCUGUUGGCUGUGGAUGGCAAGCAUUUGUUGCCUAUGUAAAUGUUGGGUGUUUCUACAUUGUGGGAGUUCCAGUUGGUUGUCUUCUGGGUUUCAAAUUCAACUUUGGAAUUAAGAUAUUCAUGCUUGUAGGGAAUAUGGUCCGGAAUGAUUGGAGGAACAAUGAUGCAAACCAUCAUAUUGAUCUGGGCGAUAUUUCGAACUGA
Molecule: messenger RNA, 720 nt
Organism: Fraxinus pennsylvanica
Lineage: Eukaryota; Viridiplantae; Streptophyta; Magnoliopsida; Lamiales; Oleaceae
Source: the annotation of a GenBank genome assembly